AUGUCACUCCCUCGGCUAUUCCGCACGCCCUGCGCGCGUGCGCUCACCUCAUCCACAUUCAAGUCGGACUCGAUACGGCUACAGCCCUCUUAUAGACUGUUUUCGACAUUUUCUUCACGUCAAAAGUCGUCUUUGGCUGUAGACGAUGACAUCCACUCCAAGCUUCCGGGCAUCGACCCGUCAAAGUUGGAGGUCACCAAGACCACCACCCCGAAAGAGCUGGUGCCGAAUAAAGACCUUGUAUUUGGGAGAACCUUUACCGAUCAUAUGCUGUCCAUCGAAUGGACGGCGUCGCAGGGCUGGCUGCCUCCUCGGAUAACCCCCUACCAAAACCUCUCGCUCGAUCCCGCGACCUGCGUCUUCCAUUAUGCAUUCGAAUGCUUCGAGGGCAUGAAAGCGUACAAAUGUCUGAAAGAUAACUCACUGCGACUAUUCCGGCCGGACAAGAACAUGGAGCGCAUGAACAAGUCGGCCGCCCGCAUCGCGCUCCCCACGUUUGAAGGCGACAAGCUUGUAGACUUGAUCGGCACGCUGUGCAAGUUGGACGAGCGCUUCAUCUCCGCCGAGAAGGGAUACUCACUAUACAUCCGACCGACGCUGAUUGGGACGCAGCGAACGCUCGGUGUCGGACCACCGGGUUCGGCGCUGCUCUACGUCAUUGCGUCCCCCGUCGGGCCAUAUUACCCAACCGGUUUCAAAGCCAUCUCGCUAGAGGCCACCGACUAUGCUGUGCGCUCUUGGCCGGGCGGCGUGGGCGACAAGAAACUGGGCGCCAACUACGCGCCCUGCAUCGUGCCACAGCUGAAAGCGGCCAAAAAGGGGCUGCACCAGAACCUGUGGCUCUUCGGCCCCGAAGAGUACAUCACCGAGGUCGGCACGAUGAACCUGUUCGUGUGCAUCCGCAACAAGGAGACGGGACAAAAGGAGCUCCUGACGGCGCCGCUCGAUGGGACCAUCCUCGAAGGCGUGACGCGCGACUCGGUGCUCGCCCUGGCCCGCGAGCGCCUCGAGCCUGAAGGGUGGAACGUCGCCGAGCGGUACGUCAAGAUGCAGGACCUGGCCGACGCGGACAGCGAGGGCCGGCUGCUCGAGGUGUUUGGCGCCGGCACCGCCGCCAUCGUCGCCCCCGUGCGCAGCAUCUCGUGGAAGGACCGCGUCCUGCACUGCGGCCUGAAACCCAACGAAGAGGCCGGCGAGGUCGCCAGCAAGAUGAAGGGCUGGAUCGAGGCCAUCCAGUACGGCGACGAGGACCAUCCGUGGAGUUAUAAAAUUCCUGCCUAA
Messenger RNA from Fonsecaea nubica, 1281 nucleotides. Its product is annotated as branched-chain amino acid aminotransferase. Gene Ontology annotation, biological process: L-valine biosynthetic process; L-leucine biosynthetic process. Gene Ontology annotation, molecular function: branched-chain-amino-acid:2-oxoglutarate transaminase activity. The transcript is spliced from 2 exons. Gene Ontology annotation, cellular component: mitochondrion. The record is from RefSeq and is a predicted model, not a curated record. The coding region runs from base 1 to 1281 and encodes 426 amino acids. Lineage: Eukaryota; Fungi; Ascomycota; Eurotiomycetes; Chaetothyriales; Herpotrichiellaceae.